GGCAGACAGGCAAGCUGAUGUACGUGAUGCACAACUCGGAGUACCCCCUCAGCUGCUUCGCCCUCUUCGAGAACGGCCCCUGCCUCGUGGCAGAUGCCAACUUCGACACCCUCAUGGUGAAGCUGAAAGGCUUCUUCCAAAAUGCCAAGGGCAACAAGAUAGAGAGCCGGGGCACGCGCUACCAGUACUGUGACUUCUUGGUGAAGGUGGGCACGGUCACAAUGGGGCCCAGUGCCCGCGGGAUAUCUGUGGAG
This is a messenger RNA of Merops nubicus (carmine bee-eater), 254 nucleotides long. Its product is annotated as mediator of RNA polymerase II transcription subunit 20. The transcript has a single exon. The annotation marks the transcript as partial. The record is from RefSeq and is a predicted model, not a curated record. Gene Ontology annotation, biological process: regulation of transcription by RNA polymerase II. Lineage: Eukaryota; Metazoa; Chordata; Aves; Coraciiformes; Meropidae. Gene Ontology annotation, cellular component: mediator complex. Gene Ontology annotation, molecular function: transcription coactivator activity.